AUGUUAAUUUUGGCAGCUGGUGACUUGUACAUUCCUGACCGUGCUGUUGACAUCCCCGACAAGUUUCGCAAACUCCUCUGUCCCAAUCCCACCUCCAAACCUACAAACAGCAAACUAUCCAAGGUAUUAUGUUUGGGAAACUUGACCAAUUCGUGGUCUUCAUUGCAAUUUCUACACGACCUUAGCCCGGCUUUUCAUCUUGUAAAGGGUGAGUUUGACGAUGAAAACAUCUUGAGCCAGCAAUUGACUCGAUUAUCUGACGAUGUGGAGUCUUCUAUAAUGCAAAAGAACCAAACCGUCCCACAAGUCCAAAUAGUUUCUCAUGAUAAUUUGAAGAUAGGGUUCACCAAUGGGUACCAGAUCGUGCCCAGAAACGACCCACUUUCCUUGCUGACAUUGGCUCGUGAAUUGGACGUUGACAUCUUGAUUUGGGGAGGAACUCACAAAGUCGAGGCGUACACUUUGGACGGGAAAUUUUUCAUAAAUCCGGGUAGUAUAACGGGGGCAUUUUCGUUUGACUGGCCGGAGGAGGAGCAAGAAGAGAAAGAGGAAAAAGAAGAGGAGGAAAAAGAAGAAAAAGAAGAAGAAAAAGAGGAAAAAGAGAAAGAAGAAAGUGAAGUCGAGGAAAAAUCGGAAGAGGAUCACAAAAUCGCGGACAAUGGCUCGUAUCUUACCGAGGAGCUCUCGUCGUCGGUGCCUUCUUUCUGUCUUCUUGAUGUGCGCGAGUCGGGGUGUACCGUGUACAUUUAUACAUAUUUAAAUGACGAAGUGAAGGUAGACAAGGUGAGCUACCAAAAGGAAUAA
This is a messenger RNA of Meyerozyma guilliermondii ATCC 6260, 804 nucleotides long. RefSeq names its product retromer subunit. Gene Ontology annotation, biological process: intracellular protein transport; retrograde transport, endosome to Golgi. Lineage: Eukaryota; Fungi; Ascomycota; Pichiomycetes; Serinales; Debaryomycetaceae. Bases 1 to 804 code for a protein of 267 amino acids. The record is from RefSeq and is a predicted model, not a curated record. Gene Ontology annotation, cellular component: retromer complex; endosome. The transcript has a single exon.